AAGUAUCCGGAAGUGCGCCUGGCAUAUUCCGGUGUCAAAUGUCUACUGGCCUUACAGCACGCCCAUAACCCUUCCUUUAAAAAACUACAUUGAUGCUUUUUACUGAAUUUAUUUUAAAGAUAUAAUGGAUGCCCAGGGAAGAAAAGUUAUUGUAUGUGACAAUGGAACUGGGGUGAGUAACACAAUAUUAAAAGUAAUUAAAAAAACUAUCUGCGUUUAGUAAGUAAACCCGGAAGUUAACUGAAAACGGUGGAUCAAAUGAAUUAAAAAAUUUUGAAGGAAAAAUCAUAGUAUAGGAUCACUCAAUCAGAAUGAUAUUGAAAACAGAUCAGUGUGAAUUAUAGUAUUAUAUUAAAACAAAAUAAAACUUAUCCUCUUAGCAAAGAAUUGCUGAAACAGCAAUUGAGGCAACUGAACUAUCUCUUUUCAUGACAUUGACAUUGUUUACUUUUUUUUGAGAAGUAGAUUACUCAGAGUAGGUUCUUGUAUGACUAACUGAACUCACUAGAAUUUCUGUUUGCCUAUCCAGGGGAUAAAUUACACCCCUGAUUUUGAUAGAAAUUUUGGGUUUAAGAAAGUGCAACCUGGCCAACCUAAAUGUGAACGGUACAUAUGAAACUCCAUUCUGGUGCUAUAAAAAGAAAGCCUCCAAAGGGUAGCUACUUAAAAUUGUUUCAAUUGUUGUUGUAAUAGUAAUAGACUCAAUAGUCAAAGUCAAGAGUUAUGUACUUUGGUAAAGCAAGGGAAAUUACUAGGUAGUCUGUGCUGUAAAAUCCGAGUUUAAAUAUUUUAUUUUUAUUAAAGAAAAGGCUGAUGUUGCAUUUGUUGGGUAGGGGGAGACGUGCCCAGUGCAUAUUACGCAAUGGGCAGUUUGCGAUGCUGCCAUCCAAACAUAUUAGGGAUUAAUCGUUGAAAAAAAUUGUAAUCAAUUAUAAAAUGUAUAUAGUUGAAACUUUUGUUUUACAUUAUUAUUUAUUUGCAUGAUACAUAUAUUGAUCAUUAUGAUUUUAAUAUUUUUACUGCUAAUCAACAAAACUUAAUGUCAGUUACAAAAUUAAACAUAUUGUUGACCAUCGCUCACAUAUUGCAUAUGCGAGAACACCAAAGAUGAAGAGAGAGGAGAACAAUACGCAGUCUCAGCUUCUUUUUUUUUGUUUUUGUUAAUACCUGACAGCACAGCGCAAUUGCAUACUUUUAUCAGAUAUUUCUAUAGAUUUAUUUAUAAUUUGGUUACAACAGCUUGUUGUCUGCAAGAGGGUGUAAACAGGAAAUUUUUAUUGUCACAAUAACAAAUUGAGCUCUGAGAAGCCGCCAUUAUUUAUAGGACUCAAUGCGUCCCAUCCAGUCACUUUUUAAAGAGUAAGUGUUUUUGGGAUAUUGCAUUUCGUUAAAAUUCGUUGUCUCCUUCAGUUUCAGUACUUUCACUUUGGAAGACAUCUUGACCUACAUUUCCAUCCAUCAACCUUUUUUUUCUUUCUUUUUUCAAUGUACCCUAUUUUUUUUUAAUUUGUAGGUACAUAUAGGUACAUAUAAGGGAUCUUUCCAUAAUAAAUGUUUGAGGGAAAAAAAAUAAACCGUUUUUUCAGAUUAAAUCUCAUGGAGAAUUAUAUAUUGAUCUAUAUUUGUGCAAAUUCUCAUUGAGGUAGGUCGUUUCUGGCUUUCGUUUUACUUGUCCAGCAUCCCAAAGGACUUAAUCACUUGACCAUCAUUUAGCAUCCAGACUUCAUUGUGAUACAUAGCUCAGUGUUUAUAUAAAUAAUAAACCUGUACAUUUGCAUGUAGUUUACCUGUCGGUAGGGUCCUUAGCACAUUUUGGCAGAUUUCAAGUUAUGUCGCCAUUGAAAAAUGCAACCCCUCCGUAAAAUGAGGAACUCCCAUAUUUAACAGUUGAGUGUUGAAAAAUGUACCCCAUUAACUAUUUAAAAAACUAUAAUUGUAAUACAAUAAAAUACUGUUUACACCAUAGGAGAGGUUGCAGACAAUGCCUAUUAGUAAAGUAAUUUUUUAUUGCUUUUAUUCAGAUGGUUAAUAUUAAGAGGGAUAAUUUUUAGCUAUUUCUAAUAUUCAAUCACUUUUUUCUACUUUCAAAAACAUUAUUUACUUUAUAAAAUCAGUUUGUCAAAUGUGGAUAUGCUGGUUCAAAUUUUCCUGCACACAUUUUUCCAUCAUUGGUGGGAAGACCUAUCAUCAGAUCAACAACCAAAGUUGGAAACAUAGAAGUCAAGGUAAGAAAUGGUUGAAAGAGUAGCAGGAAAGUUAUUACAGACAAAAAUCUAUUGCGUUUCAAAAUGAAAUAAAAGCAAUUUUUUUUUUUUAAACGUAUAAGAUAUAGUAAAUUUCUUGAAUAAUAAAUGCACAGUUCUGGUAUUAUCAUUGCUGAUUUGUUUUAAUACUUGAUAAUCAGAAGAAAAUUAUUUUUUGUUAAAGCAUCUCCUUUAUAGUUAUGUUCAGGUUUUAGUCAGUAUUUGUCAGAAAAUACCUAAAGGCAAGAUUUCUUAUACAUUUAAUUUCAGGAUUUAAUGGUUGGUGAAGAAGCCAGUGAACUUCGCUCAAUGCUAGAAGUAAACUAUCCAAUGGAAAAUGGCAUUGUGAGGAAUUGGGAAGAUAUGACGCAUUUGUAUGACCAUACAUUUGGCAAGGAUAAGAUGAAUCUUGACACUAGAAAUACGCGUAUACUACUGACAGAGCCUCCUAUGAAUCCAACAAAGAAUAGGGAAAAAAUGAUUGAGGUAAAAGAGAUUUACUAUUGAACUAGAUUGGCCAAUGUAUUGCUCUAGAUGGGCCACCCUGUGUUUGAACAUUUGUUUUACCAUAUUGUAUUGAUUUUUUAUGUUAUACUGAGUUACUAUUGUAUUUGUGUUCAGAACAUUAUUAUUUACAUUGCGCUAAAGUUUUACAGUUUAAUUAAUUGGUGUUCAUAAAUGACUGUGCUUCAAAUUCAGCAUUGUUAUAAUCCUCUUCAUAUUCAAACAAUAACUUAAUUAAGUUUUUUUAAGAUUAGUUAUUUCAUUUCAUUAACAGUUGAUGUUUGAGAAAUAUGGUUUUCACAGUGUUCAUAUAGCUAUUCAAGCCGUUCUAACUCUUUAUGCCCAAGGUAUGUUUUGCUUCAUACUAGCAAUCUGUGAUGAGUUAAGAUGUUAAGAAAUCUUAGUCCAUUUAUGAAAUUGGGAUUUUUUGUAGAUAUUUGAGAUACUCGAUUCAAGUUCUCUUCAAAAUUAUUGUUGUUACAGUAUGGUCUGGAACAUUCAUUUUUUUUUUUAGCAAAGAAAAUAUUGACAAUAGGGCUUUUCAAGGUUAGUUUAGGGUUAAACAUGAAAUAAAACUGUUUAUUAUUUCAGGUUUGGUCACAGGAGUUGUAGUGGAUUCAGGUGAUGGUGUCACCCACUUUUGCCCUGUCUAUGAUGGCUUUUCUUUGCCUCAUCUGACACGUAGGUUAGAUAUAGCAGGUAGAGACAUUACCAGAUAUCUUAUUAAGGUAAGAAAUCAAGGUACUCUUUUUUGCUGAAGAUUGAUAUACACAAUUUUACAAUUAGUGAAAAGAACUUCACUUAAUUAUUUCACUAUGUAAUCUAAAACUUGUGAAAUCUAAAGGAUUCAUUGAGAUUUACUAAAUAAAUGCAUUUACAUCUUUAGUCAAAAUUGUUCAUAAUGUCACAAUAAGAAUUAAGUUAUGGUAGAGAGUUUGAACAUCUUGGUAUUAUUUUUUUAAUUUUCAGUUGUUAUUGCUGAGAGGGUAUGCUUUCAACCAUUCUGCUGAUUUUGAAACAGUCCGUAUGAUGAAGGAGAAAUUGUGCUAUGUUGCAUAUGAUAUAGAGUUGGAACAAAAACUUGCUAAUGACACAACUGUUUUAGUGGAGCCUUACACUGUAAGCAAUUUUAGUGAAUAAACCGUCUUUAAGUUUUUUGCCCCUCAAAAAUUUAGUAUAUUUUCAUUUUCCCAGACAUGAAAUUUAUAUGUUGAGGUCUAUUUAAACCAGCUCCCUGAUGGCCGUGUCAUCAAGGUUGGGGGAGAAAGAUUUGGAGCCCCAGAGGCACUCUUCCAGCCCCAUCUCAUCAAUGUUGAUAGUGUUGGUGUUGCUGAACUGCUCUUCAACACUAUUCAGGCAGCCGACAUGGACUUGAGAGCUGACUUCUAUAAGCACAUCGUCCUGUCUGGUGGUUCCACCAUGUACCCAGGACUGCCCAGCAGGCUUGAGAGAGAAAUAAAACAAUUGUAUUUGGAGCGGGUGUUAAAGGGAGACACCACUGCUUUGUCUGUGAGUACAAUGAAGCUUACAGACUGAAUUGGUGUGUGUAAAAGCAAUUUCAUGUUGUUUUUAUUUCACUUUAAUUAGUUCUUUAAUACGUAAAUAAUUUCAUUAACAGUGUUGUGUUUCAUUAUCAAAAUUGCAUGAAACAUUUCAUUAUUUACUGUAAAAUUGCAUGAAAAAUUUCAUUAUUUACUGUAAAAUUGCAUUAAAAAAGAAUUAUUAUGUUACAACAUGCCAGUCUUUUAUGGGUUAAAAGAUAAUUUGGAAAUCUUUAAAAAUUCCUUAACAUUCUUCAGCAGUGUAAAAUAAAAUCAUAAGUUUUUUUAAUCAAUUCAUUGGUGUUGCUUAUCGACAGUUAUUUAUUGCAAAUGAUUUUGAAAUAUAAAUCUAUUUGUUUCAGAAAUUCAAAAUUCGCAUUGAGGACCCACCUCGUAGAAAGCACAUGGUGUUCAUGGGCGGAUCUGUGUUAGCUGACAUCAUGAAGGAUAAAGAUGAGUUCUGGCUCUUGCGUUCUGAAUAUGAGGAAAAUGGCAUCCGUGUCCUUGAUAAGUUGCUGCGGCCUGCUGCAGUCUAGUUUUGCGUGGCAUUGUUUUCGAUUGGUCUAAAAAUGGUAAAUUGUCUUGAGGGUGGUCAAAGAUUGAGUAAUGGAUUGUUUUAAAAUGAUAUGAGAACACAAUAAGAAGGGGAGAGCAUAAAAACCUGAAAUUAUAAUAUAAAUGUAUUUUUUAAAUAACAUUAAGAUCUCCUCCCCAGCAUUAUCCACUUUUGUUUUUCAUGAAUUAAAAAAAAAAAUAAAUGCAUCUUCACUUACUCAAAGGGCCAUAAGUGAAAAUUAUGUAUGUUUGCUACAGUGUGGGAUGAUUUCUAGUUAUUCAAAAACAUACAUUUCCAUAAGCUGUGAAUAUGAGUGAAUACUUGGGAGUUUAUUUUUCUCAGCUUUGAGAUUUAUUUUUUUGUGUGUGAAAGCUAUUCAUGUUUUAAUGUUUAUUUUUUGUUAAUGGCUGUGUGUUGCUAAAGAUUCUGCUUAUGUUUAAAAUAAUUUUUCAUAGUCUUCAUAUGCAAAUACAAUAUUGAAAGUAGAGUCCUCUGUAACAUUAACUUCUUGACAUGUUUUAGCUGGAUGAUAAGACUAAGACCCUGAUCUAAAAUAUUGUGUCACUACCCUGUGAUUAUUGAAUUAAAUACUGGUGUUCUUGAAUUGAUAAGCUGUUUUAAGAGAAGAAUAUUUGUAUUGACUUAAAGUUUUAAUAAGGUAAUUUGAUAGUCUUCAUUCUUCUAAAAAAAGCUGGAGAAGAAAUUCAAUUUUGAUAAAUAAGUUUUAAAGAUUUAUUGAAUAUCAAUAGUUGGCUAGCUGCUCUUAAAAUUUUAGCUUAAUUUUUUUUUUAAGGAUAACAUUUUAUAUUCCCUGCUUUGUCAUCAAAGUUUUAAUAUUUAUUUUAGUGUUUAUUAGUGGGCUUUUUGAAAAUAUACAGAUAUUACUGUUCCUUAAAGAAAAUAUGUAGUGCAUUAAUUCAGUGCUUCUCAAAUGCUGGUCCUCAUCAGUAGUUCUUCACCAGGAAAACUUGUGUCAUAUUCUUUUGCACAUUCUAUUACACAAUGCAGCCAUCAUGUAUUAUACAUCCUCAAUUUGAGGAGAGUUGUAUUAAACCUAUUCAUCUGCAUGUAAUCUUAAGAUUGUAAUGUAUUUAGCAAUUAUGAUUCAUUCCAAAAAAAUGUACUGUAACUACUUGUGCAUUGUCAUACGCAGCAAAAUUUAGAAUUUUAAAACUCUUCACUCUUCUUUAGUUGCUAGGAAUUUAUCAGUAUCCUUGAAACUACGGUACACAGGUGGCUUAAAAUAUAUAAGUAGUUUAGUUACAAUUCUAUGUUAAGGCCCUGUUUAUCUAUUUUCUGAGCAGAGUAGUUGAUAAAAUGUUUGUGUUCUUUAAACAGGCAAAAUGUUUCAAGCCAAUAUAGUUCUACUUUUAGUCAAAGUUCAGCUUUAUUCAAGCCAAUCAGAAAUAUGGUAUCAUCAAAAUUACAAUUUGUUUAUUUAAAAAAAAUAUUUGUAUCAUAAUAUUCUACCUGUAAAAGAAUAUGUUCCACUUCAGCUAAUUCUAUUAAUAUUGCUACUCUAUUUUAUUCUGAUUCUUACAAUAUUAUGUUUGUAGUGAAUCUUCCUUUGACCAAGAGGCAUUUUUUAAAUUCAUAACUUACUUCAAUCAUAAUCAACAUUGAGAGAUUGCACAGAUCUCUUUUUUUGGAGUCAGUCUUUUAGAUUUAAGUUUCUAGACUAUUAUUAAUUCUAAAAGGCUUUUGUUACUUGCUUUAAUGUUCUCAUUAUAUACUAUUAAAUGUGGGGAAUGUGAGUGAGUGAUCAAGUGAAACUUAUUAUAUCAGUCCUGUUGAUAUCUAUUAUUUAAACUGCGAAGUAAGGCCUAUGCAUUAAAUUAUUCUUGUAUUCUGAAACUGUUUUGUUUGUUUUCAACAGAGUACUCUUUAUUAUUUAGUUGUCCCUCAGCUUUCUUUACUUGUGUUGUUUCCAUUCUUAAAGGAAGGAAUUUUAUUUUCCAGAUUUAACUAACCUCUCUUUUAAAAUUUCUUGACAUGUUUAUUUCUGAUUGACCUGCUUACAUAUUUAUAUUUUUUUUA
Molecule: messenger RNA, 6881 nt
Organism: Lymnaea stagnalis (great pond snail)
Lineage: Eukaryota; Metazoa; Mollusca; Gastropoda; Lymnaeidae
Source: the annotation of a GenBank genome assembly